AUUGUACUGGGAGGCAGCAGAUCCCCAGACGUGCUCCAGGCCUACGGAUAUACAGCAGCAGUGGAAGCACACUGGUGCUGAAGAGAAUUAUUUUCCCCUCUUUCUGGAACCCCCUGGAUGCAGCUUUCACCUCUGAAAAUGGUUAUCAGAGUAGCAAGCCUGAUCCUCCUCCUGGUGGCCUUGACGGCUGCCCACGGUGAGAGAUAUGUGGUGAAGAAGGUGAUGAAGGCCCCUCAGUACCAGCCCUACUCUGUCAAGAGCCACGUGGUGUCCGUGGCUGGUGAGCCUGGUGCCCCAGGUGAGCCUGGACCAGAAGGCCCUGCUGGCCCACCUGGCCCCGCAGGUGAGGACGCAGUUGGCAUGCCUGGACCCGUUGGACCCUCUGGACCCCCUGGACCUGCUGGCCUCACUGUACCUGGGAAACCUGGUUCUCCCGGUGGGCCGGGCAAACCUGGUGCCUCUGGAGCCAAUGGAGAGAAAGGUGAUACAGGAGCUCCCGGUGCUCAGGGACCCAGGGGAAUGCCUGGACCCUCUGGAAGCCCCGGACCCGCCGGCCUCUCCUCCACAGGCAAGCCUGGGCCUCACGGUCUUCCAGGAGCAAAUGGACAAAGGGGGGAGACAGGUCUGAAAGGACAUCCAGGUGUGCCUGGUCUGCCAGGGGCUAAAGGAGAUCCAGGUGUGGGCAUUGCUGGGGCACAGGGAGCGACAGGACCCACAGGACCCAUGGGUCCAUCCGGAGAGCCAGGUCAGCCAGGAGUUGGGAAGCCAGGAAGGGCAGGUGUGCCAGGUGAGCCAGGCAAGUCAGGUAGCCCAGGUGUUGAUGGUGCACCAGGUGCCACGGGACCCAUGGGCUCUAAGGGUCACCCUGGCGCCCCAGGUGUUGGUGUGUCAGGUAAACCAGGUGAGAAUGGAGCCCCAGGCCUGCCUGGCGCAGUCGGCCCUAAGGGUCAUCAGGGAGCUACGGGCGCAACUGGUGCCCCCGGCAUAGCUGGAUACGGCAAGCCAGGUGCUCCAGGAGUGAAAGGAGAUAGAGGAGCAACAGGUAGCCCAGGUGCUACAGGUGUGAAGGGAGAGUCAGGUGCGAUGGGACACACUGGGGCCACAGGUGCUACUGGAGCCAGCGGUCCCGUUGGGGCUCAGGGUGUUAGAGGUUUCACAGGUGAUUCUGGCCCCAUGGGUCCUAAAGGUGACACAGGUGCAGGGGGACCCCAGGGACCCAAGGGAUACAAGGGAGAUCAGGGAGCACAGGGCUUCCCAGGCAAGCAGGGUUAUCCAGGGGCAACAGGCCCAGCUGGCCCCGGGGGAGCCACCGGAGCUCCAGGCAACAAGGGAGACACUGGACACACAGGGGCCACUGGGGCCCCAGGUGUCUCAGGACCCGCCGGGCCUAAAGGCCUUCCCGGGCAUGCAGGUGAACCAGGUGCUGCUGGACUCGAUGGAGCCCCAGGUCCCAGAGGACCUGCUGGGGCUUCCGGUGCCGUUGGUGCACCUGGCCUUAAGGGACACCCAGGUCUCCCUGGAGCACCUGGCCCAGCUGGUCUGGCCGCCAAGGGCAUCCCCGGACCACAGGGUCCCCCUGGUCUGCCUGGUGCUGAUGGUCGGGAUGGUGCUAUGGGCCCUGCUGGACCCCCAGGCCCACCUGGUGCCCCUGGUGAGAUGGUCUUUGAGAAGAGCAUGGGCAUGGGUGAGGUCCUUGUCCCAGCUCUGGUCAAAACCCCCAUGUCUGCUUUCACUGUCUCUCUGGCCACCCCCUACCCUGCGUCUGGAACCCCCAUUAAGUUUGACCAAGUAGUGUACAAUGCAGAGGCCCACUAUGACACCGAGACCGGCCUGUUCACUUGCCAGGUCCCCGGGAUCUAUUACUUCUCCUACACCAUCCACGUGAACGGAGCUCACGCUCUGGUGGCCCUGUACAAGAACGGCCAGCCUGUCAUGUUCAGCUAUGAUGAGUACAACAAGGGCUUCCUGGACCAGAUGUCCGGCAGCGCCGUCCUCCUUCUGGAUGAGCAGGACACAGUCUACCUGCAGAUCCCCGACGAUGAGGCCAAUGGCGUCUUCGCCGCUGAGAAUGUUCACUGCUCUUUCUCUGGGUUCCUUAUUGCUUCAACGUGAUACGGUGUUAGCCCAAGCCACACAACUCAAUCUGCGAGCUAUUUCUCAAACAAGUAAACUCCCUGUUAUUUUUCCUCAGCCAAACAGCCAAGACAGGUAGUUCACUCUCUUAUUUGAGGAAUAGAAGCAUCUCGACUUGAAAAAUCCAAGAAAUGGGUGCUAAGAGGAAGGAAAUAAUUUAUGCAAACAGGUUAUCAGGGACAGGGAGGUUAUCAGCAAAAUGAUUCCAAGUUUUCUCUUUUGGAAACAGCAUGUGAAACUGAGGUGUUAUGUUGUGUCCUGAAAAUUUCUCCUUCUUUUUUUAUUGAUUACAGUCAGUGAUUCUUUUUUUAUGUAUGUCUGUCUGUUUUUUGUACAACCUUGUUCUUUGGUGACCAAUAAUCUUAUUAAAGUACAUGAUGACUUUCUGUGCA
Molecule: messenger RNA, 2525 nt
Organism: Osmerus eperlanus (European smelt)
Lineage: Eukaryota; Metazoa; Chordata; Actinopteri; Osmeriformes; Osmeridae
Gene: col10a1a
Product: collagen, type X, alpha 1a
Exons: 3
Coding region: 118-2112 (664 amino acids)
Molecular function (GO): protein binding
Source: RefSeq, a predicted model, not a curated record